Molecule: messenger RNA, 1998 nt
Organism: Periconia digitata
Lineage: Eukaryota; Fungi; Ascomycota; Dothideomycetes; Pleosporales; Periconiaceae
Source: the annotation of a GenBank genome assembly
CUCGUGGGCGGCAAACCCCUCACUAUUCUGCACAGCAGCAACCUCCUUUCAUCUCGCAUUGCUCGUGCAACAUGUCUACAUCUCAGUUGUACUGGGCCGUGGGAGCCAUCGCUCUGGCCCUACUGUACCAAUUAUACAGUUACACCCGGCUCUCGUCCCACCACUCACAGAAGCCUUUGAAGAUCAGCCAAAUACUUGUCUACCCUAUCAAGUCGCUUCGGCCCACCCAGUUGACAUCUGCUCUGGCUACCCAAUAUGGCUUUCUGCACGAUCGCGUCUUUAUGCUUCUCAAAGUCACACCUGAUGGACGCGAGAACAUGGCCAUCUCCAAGUUCCCCGAAAUGUCCCGCUUCCUGACUUCCAUGCAUCUCGACGAGUCCGGAAAUGGCUUUGUCAAAGUAACUUUCCAUUUGGUUGGGAAUAGCAACCACCUCCGAACGCUUGAGAUUCCACUCAGUCCUGACGUCGAGAAUUUGCAAGAUAUCGAAAUCAACUUGGAGGGCAGUCCUACAAAGGCUUUGCAAAUGCAAGAUACCGUCAACAAAUGGUUUUCCGAGUGUUUUGGCUACGAGGUAGUGAUGGCCUUCCUAGGCGAUAACAAGCGGGGCACCCGUUUCCAGGAUAUGCUGGCGCCGGCUCCCGCACCGAACACAUGGCUCCCCAGCAUUUUGUUGAAGAAACCUGCCUCGCCACAAUCAAAGUCUCUUACCUUCGCCGAUUGCGCCCCGUACCUUGUCGUUUCUGCGACGUCCCUUGAUGACGUCUCCAGCCGGCUGCCCGACGGGCAAGAGAUGGAUGUCACUAAAUUUCGGCCCAACAUUGUUUUGUCAGGCGCGAGCAAGGCUUGGGAAGAAGAUUACUGGCGCUGUAUCAAGAUUUGGGAUACUGAACUUGUUAUGAUGCACAACUGCGUGAGGUGUAAGAGCAUCAACGUCGAUUACGAAACGGGAGACUUUGGGACCGGAGAUUCGGGACAGGUGUUGAAGAAACUGCAAAAGGACCGAAGGGUAGAUACCGGAGCGAAAUGGAGCCCUGUUUUCGGGAGAUAUAGUUUCUGGAGCUCCAACAACAAGUCUGCCGUCCAGAAGCUUCGAGUCGCAGAUGAGGUCCGGGUUAUAGAAGUGAACGAGCAGCGUACCACUUGGAGUAAGAUGCCCGUAUCCUAGCUAUUUCGCUGUUGAUCUAACAGAAAUAUAGCGUGGCCGGGUUUGAGUUGAUGACAGCGCAUCGUACCACCGCGGAGCCCCGUGUGUAAGACCCGGUAGCUCGGUAACUCAUCAUUUAGGCUUGAAUCACACCGUAACCAAGAAUCGCCGUAGCUACACCUUGAACGAGGCAUGGAAGUCUGUGGUGUUUGUUUUGAACAAAACUAUAAUCCAUAGAAGCUGGCAGCUCGAAUCGGUCGUCACCUGGGGGGCAGGCGUUUUGCACCGUUAGACUAGCAAUGAUUGUAUUCGAUCAGGCUACUUGUAGCCUUCUCUUCCUGUCGACUACUGUCGUAUACCGGACUAGGUAAUUUCCACGUCAGACCGAACAAAGAUUUCAAGAACCGUAUGUACAUAUCUAUAGACAGAUGGAAAAGCUAGACAUGGAAUAUAAUACAAGCAUGAGAAAAUGAUCAGUCAUGAGAACCAAUCCUUCUAUGCUCUCUCCAGCCUAACAUCAAGUGCAACAGAGUGGCAUAUGUGGAAGCCAUAUAUCUUCCAAACUCUCAUUCUCAGUCUCGCUAUAGACAACGUCUGAUCAUCACUUUACUCAUCUAUACUGCACAUCGUAAGCCCAACGAGGUUUUACACAUCCUUCCCCCACCUUUUCCCAAACACCUCAACAAACAACCAUAUUCCUUUCCCUGUCUCCACCCAGCCCCGUCUCAACCUCCCUCGUAAACUUCACCCCACCCUCCCCAACAACAGCAAGCGCCACAUACCCCGGUGUGCGAUUCCUCGCCUCCCCACCCGUAGGCCCGGCCGUCCCGCUCUCGCCAACCGUCCACGUCGA